This is a messenger RNA of Eriocheir sinensis (Chinese mitten crab), 991 nucleotides long. Its product is annotated as lysosomal alpha-glucosidase-like. The transcript has 4 exons. Gene Ontology annotation, molecular function: alpha-1,4-glucosidase activity. Lineage: Eukaryota; Metazoa; Arthropoda; Malacostraca; Decapoda; Varunidae. The coding region runs from base 113 to 547 and encodes 144 amino acids. The record is from RefSeq and is a predicted model, not a curated record.
CAGAGAUGGCAGAAUAAAAGAAAACUGAGUAUUAGACAUCUGGUGAGCUGCAGGAAGGGUUGGGGGCGAGGCUGUGUAUAUAUGGCUAAAAGUGUUUGCAAGACACUCCGCCAUGCCACUGGGAUCACUAACUGUUGACCCGUGCCCCAUCAGGACGUCAUUGUCUCCAGUCGUGUGGUCCAGUGAGUCACCGCUCUACCGCACGACAGUGACCCCAAGGAAGUCCCGGUCCACAGCAGGGAUGUGGCCACCCCUGGCCACAGCCCCAAGUGUUCCCUGGUGGGCCAUACUCACUGAGCUCCUCCUCCUCCUCCUCCUCCUCACCCUGCUGCCGUGGAAGGACAUGAAUGAACCCUCAAACCUCUGGUCCAGGAGUCACCACAGCUGUCAGCAGAACAACUUGGAGCGUCCGCCCUUCCUGCCGCCAGUGGUCAGAGACUCUCUCUUCUGCCACACGGUCUGCAUGUCGGCAAGGCACUACAUCGGACUCCACUACAACCUCCACAACCUCUACGGACUGUCAGAGACGAGUGCCACCAACGCGUAAGUCUAUGAUGCUCAGAGUUUUAGGUGCAGGGAGGGAUAUGCUCACAGUAAGUUUGUGGUAUGCAUUCAGUAUGGGCACAGUACAUUAGUGAUGUGCUUGCAGCAGAGCUGGGCACUUCCGAUCAUCAGUCCGAUCGUCCGAUCUUCCGAUCUGAUCGGAACAGCAAUUGGCGAUCGGAAUGCAAAGAUUGGAUCAUCUUUGUAAAAGGUAAUCGGACUGUGGAGAUCGGAACUUCACAAACUAACUUCCGAUUACCAAUCACAAAAAGAAAGUGGUCAGCGUUGUCAUGGCAACAAGUGACUGCGGACUUCUUACAAUUAUUUUUAUACACGUUGCUAAAUAGCUACUUCAAUAAGCGUCUUUAUUUAUAAAAUUAAGCGAUAAUUAUUGAUCGUUAAUUUAUUUAAUUCUGGUAAGGUAUCGCGAACGAGACGCGCAGGCGCA